AAUUAGGAUUAGUUAUGGUCUAACGGAAUAUCUCAGUGUGAUAUAUUAAUAACAUGUUGCGUGUUGGAUGCUUUCAACUUGAGGUGGAAUACCUUUAACUCCGUAAGACAUCACGAACAUUCAAGCGAAUCUGAUGUGGUUUACGGUGGUUUACAAAAAUAACGGGGAGACAAACGAAGCACCCAAGGAAGCAUGCGUUUACACUCGGUCGGAAGAGGCUGCUCAAAUAGAUAAAACAACUUGUACAAUCAGCACCGACGACGUGCCCGAACCUGACGGAGCGACACCCUUAAACAAUGGCACUGACUCACGGGAGGACGGCAGAACUUCGCUUCAGAGACAGAAAACGGGAGCCCAUGACGGGGAGAAUGAAUCCUUGGACAUGAAGAAAACAAAGCUGAAUGAACGUGAAUCGGAGCGAUGUGUUGAAAUGAGAGCAAAAACUAUCGAUCGAAGAAUGUGUUUAGUAACAGAACUGCAACUUGCAAAUAUCAGUGAAGACGUCGGGAAUUUUUGGCGCGAGUUAGGACCAAUACUGAGAAUUUCUGCCGCAAAAAUCCAAAACCUGGACGAAGAGUACAGAUGUAACCGGGACAAAGCAAACUCCCUGCUUAUUUCGUGGAAACAGAAGGAAGGGAAGAGUGCGACAGCAGGAAUUCUUUCGGAUGCUUUGGAGAGUAUUGGAAGAAAAGAUAUCGCGGAUAGCGUGCUUGAAAUGUGUGAUGAGAAUCUUCCCCCAGUCAUUAAUGUUGGCGAAGGCGAUGAAAUCAGUUUGAGAGUGUUGGAUUCAAAACGCGGCAACAAGCUGAUUCUAUGCAAAGAUCCACAAGGAAAUAAAUACGAGGUAAAACCUCUGCGCAGUAGUGAAGGGUUCCGAAGUUCCAAUCUUGACGAGGAUGUUCCUGUUUCCGUUCAAGGAUUCGGAGUUGCCAUGGAAACAGAACAAACAUCGUUUUUACGCCAAAAUAGCUUAAUCAGAGCCAGAUCGGGGGUUCAAGAACUAAGGAGGCAACUGAAAAAAGUAAAAUCAAAGAGCACCCAUUCGUCUGUCGAUGAAACUUCAAAAGUAGAACAAUUGCUACAGUGGUGCGAGGAACAGCGCAGUUGUUGUGAAGGAAUAUAUCUUUCUCUUAUUAGGACAAUUGGUGCGGUUUUUGGAGAGAUAAUGAAAGACAAUUCGAAGUGUAUUCAUCAAUUCUUGGAGUUUACGAUGGAAGUGAAGGACCAAGAAAACAAAAUUUUCUCCCGAAUUGAACCUGCGCUUAGUCAAAGCCAUCAUUUGGAUAAGCAUCAAGUUUCUCGAGUUGAACAGCUAGAAAAGUGGAGAAGGGCACACAAAAAACAUAUCGAAGAAGUCGAAAAGUUACUUUCUUUCUUGCUUGAUCAGCAAGCUAAAACCGAUCAAAAGAGCAGACAUCAAAGUUUGAGUGAAUGGUCAGGCGUGGACGAGAUAAGAAACAUAUCAAAACCACUGAUAGUUCAUCAAAUCAGUUUGAUGGAGAUACAGAAGACCUUUAGCAAGGAGAGAAAAGUGAAUCACGAGAGUCAGCUUCAGAACGGAAAAGAAGCCUGACUUGAGAUAUCAGUUAAUACUCGAGUGUUCAUCCUGCCAGCGGAAAUCAGGAGAAGCAUCAUGAUGAAGGGCGUUUCAAUAGCCAGUGAUCAGCUUAGUGCCGUAUAGCCGCUUCAAAUUGUUAUUUAAUGUAUCUUUCAACUAUAUUGUAGAUGUAAAAAUAUGAAGAUUUUGAAAUUUCAAACCUUCUAUCUUGAAAAAAUAGAAACCAAAUGUGUAUUGCUCAUUCAUUAAGGAUCUAAAAAAUAUUUACUCUUGUUGGGUUAAGCUUCUGAACAAAGUCCUAUCAACACGAGGCCGAUCGACUGAGAUAGAGAUACCUUGAGGAUGCCGUCAGGGGAGGUUAAAACAGUAUACCACCAAGGCACUGAAAUGUUCUUAAUUUGCAAUGUCAGUCCUAUUAUAUCACUGAUUAUUUCUUUUUACUUGACGUCUGAACUCCUCCUUCCCUCUUUGUUCACUAACAGCUAAACAUUGAACAACAAUGAAACAAAUGAAUGAUUAGAUAUGCUAAACCUAUGUGUGAAAGAAAGAUAUUAAUGAAUAAGUUACC
Molecule: messenger RNA, 2126 nt
Organism: Pocillopora verrucosa
Lineage: Eukaryota; Metazoa; Cnidaria; Anthozoa; Scleractinia; Pocilloporidae
Biological process (GO): signal transduction
Molecular function (GO): protein binding
Source: RefSeq, a predicted model, not a curated record